AUCUACAUAUUUGAGAACAAUAUUUACUACCAAUCAGAUGUGAAGAGCAACUCCCUCAGACUGACAUCGUCUGGAAAGGAAGGGGUCAUUUUCAAUGGGAUCGCUGACUGGCUGUACGAGGGUAGGUGGGUCGUUCCACGAAUAGAGUACAUUUUGCGCCCCUUUGAUAUUUGAAGUAGAAAUUGUGCAUUCAGCAUUUUGGCAUGUCCCUCUGUGCACCCUCUGUGACUUCUAAGAAGAUUUUAACCCACUUAACCCCAAAAUGUAUAAACGUUUGUUUCUGAAGAUUAUUAUUUAUUUCUUGUGAAUAGUGAUUCAUUUACGUCGGUCUCAUGUUUUAAGGUCAACCCUGUUAGUGAACUCUCGUUUUAAUACGGUGAAACUAUACUAUUUAUUUUAUUUUAUUUAUACAGUGCCUUCAGAAAGUAUUCACACCACUUGACUUUUUCCACAUUUUGUUGUGUUACAGCCUGAAUUUAAAAUGGAUUACAUUAAGAUUGUGUGUCACUGGCCUACACACAAUGCCCCAAAAUGUCAAAGUGGAAUUAUGUUUUUCAAUUUUUUUACAAAUACAUUAAAAGUGAAAAGCUGAAAUGUCUUGAGUCAAUAUGUAUUCAACCCCUUUGUUAUGGCAAGCCUAAAAAUGUGCUUAACAAGUCACAUAAUAAGUUGCAUGGACUCACUCUGUGUGCAAUAAUAGUGUUUAACAUGAUUUUUGAAUGACUACCUCAUCUCUGUACCCCACACAUACAAUUAUCUGUAAGGUCCCUCAGUCGAGCAGUGAAUUUCAAACACAGAUUCAACCACAAAGACAAGGGAGGUUUUCCAAUGCCUCGUAAAGAAGGGCACCUAUUGGUAGAUGGGUAAAAAAAAAAACGGUCAGUGAAUAUCCCUUUGAGCAUGGUGAAGUUAUUUAUUAUACUUUGGAUUGUGUAUCAAUACACCAGUCACUACAAAGAUACAGGCGUUCUUCCUAACUCAGUUGCUGGAGAGGAAGGACACCGCUCAGAUAUUUCACCAUGAGGUGACUUUAAAACCAGUUACAGAGUUUAAUGGCUGUGAUAGGAGAAAACUGAGGAUGGAUCAACAACAUUGUAGUUACUCCACAAUACUAACCUAAUUGACAAAGUGAAAAGAAGGAAGUACAGAAUAAAAAAUAUUCCUAAACAUGCAUCCUGUUUGCAACAGGGCACUAAAGUAAUACUGCAACAAAUGUGGCAAAGAAAUUAACUUUUUGUCCUGAAUACAAAGUGUUAUGUUUGGGGCAAAUCCAAUACAACACAUUACUGAGUACCACUCUCCAUAUUUUAAAGCAUAGUGGUGGCUGCGUCAUGUUAUGGGUAUGCUUGUAAUCGUUAAAUACUGGGGAGAUUUUCAGGAUAAAAAUGUACGGAAUGGAGCUAAGCACGGGCAAAAUCAUAGAAGAAAACCUGGUUCAGUCUGGUUUCUCCCAGACACUGGGAGAUGAAUUCACCUUUCAGCAGCACAAUAACCUAAAACAUAAGGCCAAAUCUACACUGACGUUGCUUACCAAGAAGACAGUGAAUGUUCCUGAGUGGCCGAGUUACAGUUUUUACUUAAAUAUACUAAAUUUAUGGCAAGCCCUAAAAAUGGUUGUCUAGCAAUGAUCAACAACCAAUUUGACAGCUCUUGAAGAAUUUUGAAAAGAGUAAUGGGAAAAUGUUGCACAAUCAAGUAGUGGAAAGCUCUUAGAGACUUACCCAGAAAGACUCACAGCUGUAAUCGCUGCCAAAGGUGCUUCUACAAAGUAUUUACUCAGGGGUGUGAAUACUUAGUAAAUGUGAUAUUUCUGUAUUUCAUUUUCAAAGAAUUUGCGAAAUUUUCUAAAGGAUGAGUACUCAACAUAUUUCACUUUGUUAUUAUGAGGUAUUGUGUGUAAAUGGAUGAGAUAAAAAAUAUGUAUUUUUAAUACAUUUUGAAUUCAGGUUGUAACACAACAAAAUGUGGAAUAAGUCAAGGGGUAUGCAUACUUUCUGAAGGCACUGUAACAGUAAACUCAUAGUGUAAAAGCAGGUGAGCUGGUUCUACUCUUUUUGGCCAUUUACUGAUGUUUUGUUAUGGAAAACUGAGCACGUUGAGCAUUUUUUGUGAAGCUUGCAUUCAUUUGCCUCUCCCUGUUGCACACAACAAGCUUCCAUUCCCUCUGUCACAAGGGGAUUUAUGGCUAAUUUAAGAUGAAAACUUAACCCUGUUACGGUCAACCCUGUUACUAAAGCCCAGAACCGCAGUUGCUUUUCACAACAGAAGCCACCCCACUGGUUGUGUUGUGAGAGAAAAUAAUAGAGUUUGAAUGAAAAUAGCUGCUGGGCUGGCCUUGGAAAGGUGUGUCUUUGUGCUAAAUCCUGCCCACUUGAACAACCUUCAUUGUGCCUCGCUGUGGGAGUCAGUGGAGUGCGAGGAAGUGGAAAGUCUCUAUCUGCUACUACUGCCACCAGACUCAAACACAGCAGACACAUACAACACACACUGACAAGUGAUAAAGUCACAAAUAAAUGGACUGUUCAGGUCAGUGUGCCUUUAUAAUCAAGUUAGUCUGCUAGCUACUUGCUAUUUAACAAGUGGAUUUAACUUCUGUAGGAAAACAGCCCUAAUGUUGGAAACAAACAUAAUUAUGUCGUCAUCCAGAGUCAUAUUUAUUUAUUUUUCAAGCUAUAGCGCACAAUAUUUUACAUACAGUAGAUUUUUAAAGGACCAAAGAGUUUAGUCUGCUUCGUGUUUUCAUUUUUGCCAUGGAAAAAAUAUUGCGGUACUGGUAUCGUCAUUGCCCUAUUGUCAGUGUGUGUUGGCUGUGUCUGCUGUGUUUGAGUCUGGUGGCAGUAGUAGCAGCUAGAGACGCUUCCUCUCACUCCACUGGCUCCCAGAGGGAGGCACAAUGAAGGUUGUUAGAGUGGGCGGGAUUUAGCGCAAAAACACACCUUUCCUCAAGGCCAUCCCAGCAGCUAUGGCUGUUUUGAUUUAAACUACAUUUUGUUUGUGAAAAGCAACUGCAAAUCCAGGCUUUACUAGCACUUUAUUGGCACUUACUAUAAGUUCAACAUGUGCUCUUUAUGACAGAAUGUUAAAAUAAGGUGACAUUAAUCAAUAAAUAAAUUGUUACACUCCCCAAAAUGUACUCUAUUUGUGGAACGACCCAGAUAUUAGCAAUCACUUAAAUAGACUGUAAGACUGAAGUAAUUUUAGAAAUGUGGCAGGUGUUCACCAAAGUUGCCAUCACUGUCACAAUUCCUAUGGAGAAAAUUUAGAAAUGUUGCAAUAUGAUUAGUAUUAGUAUGGAAUAUUUGUGACAGUUUAUUUAAAAGUGUGGGCAGGAGAUUUUGCUAACACCUACAUGCAACACAGUGGAGGCUGCUGAGGGGCGAACAGCUCAUAAUAAUGGCAUGAACGGCGCAAAUGGAAUGGCAUCAAACACCUGGAAACCAUGAGUUUGAUGUAUUUGAUACCAUUCCACUGAUUCCACUCCAGUCAUUACCACGACCCCGUUCUCCCCAAUUUAAGUCCCACCAACCUCCUGUGAUGAAAUACAACAUCUAACAUUUGAAAACUCUGGUAUCAUAAAAGCACAUAGUAUUAAUAUGGAAUUUUUGUGACUGUUUAUUUAGAAGUGUGGGUGGAAAGGCUUGCUUACACCUACUCAUGUAACACAACGUCAAACAUUUGCGAACACUAGUUUCAUGGAAACAUUAUUAUCAUGAUACCUUGUGUAAUGUUCUCCAUAGCUACAGUAUUGCCAAUAUAAGUUAAUGUAUACUGAAAAAUAUAUAAAUGCAACAUGGAACAAUUUCAAAGAUUUUACUGAGUUACAGUUCAUAGAAGGAAAUAAAUCAAUUGAAAUAAAUAAAUUAGGCCCUAAAUUAUGGAUUUCACAUGACUGGGCAGGGGCCCACCCACUUGGGAGCCAGGCCCAGCCAAUCAGAAUUAGUUUUUCCCCACCAAUGGGCUUUAUUACAGACAGAAAUACUCCUCAGUUUCAUCAGCUGUCCGGGUGGCUGGUCUCAGACGAUCCCGCAGGUGAAGAAGCCGGAUGUGGAGGUCCUGGGCUGGCGUGGUUACACGUGGUCUGCGGUUGUGAGGCCGGUUGGAUGUACUGCCAAAUUCUCUAAAACGACGUUGGAGGCGGCUUAUGGUAGAGGAACAUUCAAUUCUCUGACAACAGCUCUGGUGGAAAUUCCUGUAGUCAGCAUGCCAAUUGCACAUUCCCUCAAAACUUGAGACAUCUGUGGCAUUGUGUUGUGGGAUAAAACUGCACAUUUUAGAGUGGCCUUUUAUUGUCCCCAGCACAAGAUACACCUGUGUAAUGAUCAUGCUGUUUAAUCAGCUUCUUGAUAUGCCACACCUGUCAGGUGGAUGGAUUAUCUUGGCAAAGGAGAAAUGCACACUAACUGGGAUGGAAACAAAUUUGUGCACAUAAUUUGAGAGAAAUAAGCUUUUUGUGCGUAUGGAAAAUGUCCGGGAUCUUUUAUUUCAGCUUAUGAAACAUGGGAUCAACACUUUACAUGUUGCAUUAACAUUUCUGUUCAGUAUACAUGAUUUUCAUGGUAAUAUGACAGUCUCUAUGACAACCUGUCAUUCCUUAGUUUGUCUACUUUGAACUUUGUGACAAUGUGAAAUAACAUGUUAAUGUCUCUCCCGCUUUCUCUCGGUCUCUCUCUCUCUCUCUCUCUUCUCUCUCUCCUCUCUCUCUCUCUCUCUCUCUCUCUCCUCUCUCUCCUCUCUCUCUCCUCUCUCUCUCUCUCUCUCUCUCUCUCCUCUCUCUCUCUCUCUCUCCUCUCUCUCUCUCUCUCUCUCUCUCUCUCAAUUCAAUUUCAAUUCAAUUUAAGGGCUUUAUUGGCAUGGGAAACGUGUGUUAACAUUGCCAAAGCAAGUGAAGUAGAUAGUAAACAAAAGUGAAAUAAACAAUAAAUAUUAACAGUAAACAUUACACUCAGAAGUUUAAAAAGAAUAAAGACAUUUCAAAUGUCAUAUUAUGUAUAUAUACAGUGUUGUAACAAUGUGCAAAUAGUUAAAGUACAAAUGGGAAAAUAAAUAAACAUAAAUAUGGGUUGUAUUUACAAUGGUGUUUGUUCUUCACUGGUUGCCCUUUUCUUGUGGCAACAGGUCACAAAUCUUGCAGCUGUGAUGGCACACUGUGGUUUUUCACCCAGUAGAUAAGGGAGUUUAUCAAAAUUGGGUUUGUUUUCGAAUUCUUUGUGGAUCGCUGUAAUCUGAGGGAAAUAUGUGUCUCUAAUAUGGUCAUACAUUUGGCAGGAGGUUAGGAAGUGCAGCUCAGUUUCCACCUCAUUUUGUGGGCAGUGUGCACAUAGCCUGUCUUCUCUUGAGAGCCAGGUCUGCCUACGGCGGCCUUUCUCAAUAGCAAGGCUAUGCUCACUGAGUCUGUACAUAGUCAAAGCUUUCCUUAAGUUUGGGUCAGUCACAGUGGUCAAGUAUUCUGCCACUGUGUACUCUCUGUUUAGGGCCAAAUAGCAUUCUAGUUUGCUCUGUUUUUUUGUUUGUUCUUUCCAAUGUGUCAAGUAAUUCUCUUUUUGUUUUCUCAUGAUUUGGUUGGGUCUAGUUGUGUUGUUGUUGUUGUUGUUGUUGUCCUGGGGCUGUGUGGGGUCUGUUUGUGUUUGUGAACAGAGCCCCAGGACAAGCUUACUUAGGGGACUCUUCUCCAAGUUCAUCUCUCUGUAGGUGAUGGCUUUGUUAUGGAAGGUUUGGGAAUCGCUUCCUUUUAAGUGGUUAUAGAAUUUAACGGCUCUUUUCUGGAUUUUGAUAAUUAGCGGGUAUUGGCCUAAUUCUGCUCUGCAUGCAUUAUUUGGUGUUUUACGUUGUACACGGAGGAUGUUUUUGCAGAAUUCUGCAUGCAGAGUCUCAAUUUGGUGUUUGUCCCUCUCUCUGUGCGAGCAUCUAUUUUGAGAUGCAAAUGACUCCUAAUCAGACCUAAUUAACAUCUCAAUUGUCUGACAUUACAUUGCCACAGACCGUUAAGUACUGUUAACUGCACUCGAACAUCAUGCUUGAGUUGUCGUAAUACUUUAGUGCUCUCUAUAUUUUUUACGCACACUAUCAGCAUAUGGCCUUCUCAUAUGGAACAGUACAGAUGGAAACUUCAGGAAAAAUUAUAAUAUCAACUAUUAUCUCAAGGUGUUUUCACCCUACAUUUCCAUAUGCAGCAUUUACCGUGAAUGAGGGAACGUUGCCUUUACAUUUAAACUGUGCUAUAAUGUGGAUCUUACGCAAUACUUCUGUGAUACGGAUUUAGUCCAGCCCUAACACUACCAUAUGGCCAUUUUGUUGGAGAAUACAGUGCCUUCUAAAAGUAUUCACACCCCUUGACUUUGUCUGCAUUUUGUUCUGUUACAGCCUGAAUUUAAAAUGGAUUAAACUGAGAUUUUGUUACACACAAUGCCCCAUAAUGUCAAAGUGGAAUUAUGUUUUUCAGAAUGUUCACUAAUUAAUUAAAAGUGAAAAGCUGAAAUGUCUUGAGUCAGUAAGUAUUCAACCCCUUUGUUAUGGCAAGCCUAAAUAAGUUCACUAGCAAAAAUGUGCUUAACAAGUCACAUAAUAAAUUGCAUGAACUCUGUGUGCAAUAAUAGUGCUUAACAUGAUUUUUGAAUGACUACCUCAUCUCUGUACCGCACACAUACAAUUAUCUGUAAGGUCCCUCAGUCGAGCAGUGAAUUUCAAACACAGAUUCAACCACAAAGACCAGGGAGGUUUUCCAAUUCCUUGCAAAGAAGGGCACCUACAGUGGGGGAAAAAAGUAUUUAGUCAGCCACCAAUUGUGCAAGUUCUCCCACUUAAAAAGAUGAGAGAGGCCUGUAAUUUUCAUCAUAGGUACACGUCAACUAUGACAGACAAAUUGAGAGAAAAAAAUCCAGAAAAUCACAUUGUAGGAUUUUUUAUGAAUUUAUUUGCAAAUUAUGGUGGAAAAUAAGUAUUUGGUCACCUACAAACAAGCAAGAUUUCUGGCUCUCACAGACCUGUAACUUCUUAUUUAAGAGGCUCCUCUGUCCUCCACUCAUUACCUGUAUUAAUGGCACCUGUUGAACUUGUUAUCAGUAUAAAAGACACCUGUCCACAACCUCAAACAGUCACACUCCAAACUCCACUAUGGCCAAGACCAAAGAGCUGUCAAAGGACACCAGAAACAAAAUUGUAGACCUGCACCAGGCUGGGAAGACUGAAUCUGCAAUAGGUAAGCAGCUUGGUUUGAAGAAAUCAAAUGUGGGAGCAAUUAUUAGGAAAUGGAAGACAUACAAGACCACUGAUAAUCUCCCUCGAUCUGGGGCUCCACGCAAGAUCUCACCCCGUGGGGUCAAAAUGGUCACAAUAACGGUGAGCAAAAAUCCCAGAACCACAUGGGGGGACCUAGUGAAUGACCUAAAGAGAGCUGGGACCAAAGUAACAAAGCCUACCAUCAGUAACACACUACGCCGCCAGGGACUCAAAUCCUGCAGUGCGAGACGUGUCCCCCUGCUUAAGCCAGUACAUGUCCAGGCCCGUCUGAAGUUUGCUAGAGUGCAUUUGGAUGAUCCAGAAGAGGAUUGGGAGAAUGUCAUAUGGUCAGAUGAAACCAAAAUAGAACUUUCUGGUAAAAACUCAACUCGUCGUGUUUGGAGGACAAAUAAUGCUGAGUUGCAUCCAAAGAACACCAUACCUACUGUGAAGCAUGGGGGUGGAAACUUCAUGCUUUGGGGCUGUUUUUCUGCAAAGGGACCAGGACGACUGAUCCGUGUAAAGGAAAGAAUGAAUGGGGCCAUGUAUCGUGAGAUUUUGAGUGAAAACCUCCUUCCAUCAGCAAGGGCAUUGAAGAUGAAACGUGGCUGGGUCUUUCAGCAUGACAAUGAUCCCAAACACACCGCCCGGGCAACGAAGGAGUGGCUUCGUAAGAAGCAUUUCAAGGUCCUGGAGUGGCCUAGCCAGUCUCCAGAUCUCAACCCCAUAGAACAUCUUUGGAGGGAGUUGAAAGUCUGUGUUGACCAGCGACAGCCCCAAAACAUCACUGCUCUAGAGGAGAUCUGCAUGGAGGAAUGGGCCAAAAUUCCAGCAACAGUGUGUGAAAACCUUGUGAAGACUUACAGAAAACGUUUGACCUGUGUCAUUGCCAACAAAGGGUAUAUAACAAAGUAUUGAGAAACUUUUGUUAUUGACCAAAUACUUAUUUUCCACCAUAAUUUGCAAAUAAAUUCAUUAAAAGUCCUACAAUGUGAUUUUCUGGAUUUUUUUUUCUCAUUUUGUCUGUCAUAGUUGACGUGUACCUAUGAUGAAAAUUACAGGCCUCUCUCAUCUUUUUAAGUGGGAGAACUUGCACAAUUGGUGGCUGACUAAAUACUUUUUUCCCCCACUGUAUUGGUAGAUGGGUAAAAAAAAGAAAGCAGACAUUGACUAUCCUUUUGAGCAUGGUGAAGAUAUGAAUUAACCUUUGGAUUGUGUGGAAGGAAACCACUCAGGGAUUUCACCUUAAGGCCAAUGGUGACUUCAAAACAGUUGCAGAGUUUAAUGGCUGUGAUAGGAGAAAACUGAGGCUGGAUCAACAACAUUGUAGUUACUCCAUAAUACUAACCUACCAGACGAGCUAAAUGCCUAUUAUGAUCGCUUCGAGCACCAGCUGUUCUGGACGACUGUGUGAUCACGCUCUCCGUAGCUGAUGUGAGCAAGACCUUUAAACAGGUCAACAUUCACAAGGCCAUGGGGCCAGACGGAUUACCAAGACGUGUACUCAGAGCAUGCACGGACUAACUGGCAAGUGUCUUCACUGACAUUUUCAACCUCUCCCUGACCGAGUCUGUAAUACCUACAUGUUUCAAGCAGACCACCAUAGUCACUGUGCCCAAGAAAGCGAAGGUAACCUGCCUAAAUGACUACCACCCCGUAGCACUCACGUCGAUAGCCAUGAACUGCUUUGAAAUGCUUGUCAUGGCUCACAUCAACACCAUCAUCCCGGAAACCCUGGACCCACUCCAAUUCGCAUACCGCCCAAACAGAUCCACAGAUGACGCAAUCUCAAUCGCACUACACACUGCCCUUUCCCACCUGGACAAAAUGAACACCUAUGUGAGAAUGCUGUUCAUUGACUACUGCUCAGCGUUCAACACCAUAGUGCCCACAAAGCUCAUCACUAAGCUAAGGACCCUGGGACUAAACACCUCCCUCUGCAACUGGAUCCUGGACUUCCUGACGGGCCACCCCCAGGUGGUAAGGGUAGGCAACAACACAUCUGCCAUGCUGAUCCUCAACACGGGGGCCCCUCAGGGGUGUGUGCUUAGUCCCCUCCUGUACUCCCUGUUCACCCACGACUGCGUGGCCAAGCACGAUUCCAAUACCAUCAUUACAUUUGCUGACGACACAACAGUGGUAGGCCUGAUCACCGACAACGAUAGGGAGGAGGUCAUAGACCUGGCAGUGGGGUGCCAGGACAACAACCUCUCCCUCAACAUAAGCAAGACAAAGGAGCUGAACGUGGACUAGAGUAAAAGGAGGGCCGAACAAGCCCCCAUUCACAUCAACGGGACUGUAGUGGAGUGGGUUGAGAGUUUCAAGUUCCUUGGUGUCUAUAUCACCAACAAACUAUCAUGGUCCAAACACACCAAGAAAGUUGUGAAGAGGGCACGACAAUGCCUUUUCCCCCUCAGGAGAUUGAAAAGAUUUGGCAUGAGUCCCCAGAUCCUCAUAAAGUUCUACAGCUGCAUCAUCGAGAGCAUCUUGACUGGUUGCAUCACCACCUGGUAUGGCAACUGCUCGGCAUCCGACCGUAAGGCGCUACAGAGGGUAGUGCAUACGGCCCAAUACAUCACUGGGGCCAAGCUUCCUGCCAUCCAGGACCUAUAUACUAGGCACAGAGGAAGGCCCCAAAAAUUGUCAAAGACUCCAGUCACCCAAGUCAUAAAACUGUUUUCUCUGGUACCGGAGUGCCAAGUCUAGGUCCAAAAGGCUCCUUAACGGCUUCUACCCCCAAGCCAUAAGACUGCUGAACAAUUAAUGAAAUGGCCACCCAGACUAUUUACAUUGAAAAUAAUUUUGGCCAAAUGUUGCACAAUCCAGGUGUGGAAAACUCUUAGAGACUUACCCUGAAAGACUCACAGCUGUAAUCGCUGCCAAAUGUGCUUCUACAAAGUAUUUUACAUUUUAGCAGACACUCUUAUCCAGAGUGACUUACAUGAGCAAUUAGGGUUAAGUGCCUUGCUCAAGGGCACAUCGACAGAUUUUUCACCUAGUCGGCUCGGGGAUUAGAACAAGCGACCAUUCGGUUACUGGCACAAUGCUCUUAACCACUAAGCUACCUGCCGACUCAGGGGUGUGAAUAAUUAUGUAAAUGAGAUAUUUCUGUAUAAAAAAAUAAAUGAAAUGCAAACAUUUCUAAAAACAUGUUUUUACUUUGUCAUUAUUGUGUGUGUGUGUGUGUAGAUGGGUGAGAAAAACAUAAUAUUUAAUAAAUUUUGAAUUCAGGCUGUAACACAAUUUAUUUUGGAAUAAGUCAAGGUGUAUGAAUACUUUCUGAAGGUACUGUAUAUCAUUUUCUAGAGAUCUGCAAUGUAUUUCCUAUGUAUUCCUUGUGCCUCUUUAUAGAGGAGAUUCUCCAGUCCCAUAUAGCACACUGGUGGUCACCGGAUGGAGAGAGGUUGGCCUUCCUGGUCCUCAAUGACACUCUGGUGCCCAAUAUGGCCCUUCCUCGCUUCACUGGCGCUUCAUACCCCAAAGGAAAGCAAUACCCCUACCCUAAGGUAAGCAAUAGCCUUAACCUGAGAUGAUGUACAGUACAUUGUCUGCUGCCACCCACCUAUCUAGCUUCGAUUGGUGGAAUGAAACAAAUUGGCCUAACUCUGACUAAUCUGAGAUUACAGUGAGAUUAAUUAUAUCUCUUGUCAUUCAAUCAAAACCACAAACUGGGUUUCGGGAGUAAGACAAAUCAACAUUCCUCUUGAGCUUUUAGAAAUAAAUCACACUUAAAUGUACUUGAGUUAUUUACAGUUUAAAACAACAAAACCCAUUAGCGUAUCACUAUAAUUUUAAACUUCGAUCAAGCAGCGAUGAAACAAUGUUCUUUCGCCUAACCCCUGGAACUCAUGGUCACCAUCCUGAUUGAAUAAGACCCACAGCAUGUCUGUACUUCAAGGUACAGGAAGAUCCAUCCAAACAGUGUCCCUUUCCUGCAGCAAUUAAGACUAAAACUCCCCACCAGAUGUCUGUUGUUCCCCCAGUCCUGUGUGUGUCCCAAUUUAUACCCUUUUCCCUAUAUAGUGCACUACUUUUGACCAGGGGCCUAUGGGUACCAGUAAUGCAAUAUAAAAGGAAUAGGGUACCGUUUGGGACGCAAACCCUGUGUCCUCUGUUUCUAUAGUGAUAUUUAGAAAACUGAGGAUACAUAAGCGAUCCCUCUUCCUGCUUUAGGUCAGCCUCUCGCAACACAGCACUGUGGGCCAGUGUGAGGCCAAUCCGGCCAUGUGUUCUUGGCCCAAGGUUAAACUAGAAGUGGCAGAAUCCAUACCAAGGGUGAGAACCAGUAGAGCUUGGCAUAUGGCAUUUAGGCUUGAGUGCCAACAGUGAAUGUGACACUGAAUGUAGAAAAAGCACUGCUACACUAUUAGGGAGGAUUAGCAUUAGAAAAGGUCAAUACGAUACUGUGCUAUAGCAGUGCCUAUAAGAGGACUAUUCAGUCUCUAUGGGGGCUUAGACAGGCUUUGGUUCAUAUCUUCAUGCAUUGUUCAAGGCCAACCUUUGUGAUUCUUAUUCGUAUUUAAACAUGGUUAGGCUAAAUACAGUGCUGCGUGUAAAUUAGGUGAUAACUUUAGUCAUGCUGUUUUUCUCAUUUUGUUUCAUAACCAUGAACAUUUGUAUCACCAUUAGAUAAAAAUAGGUCAUGUUAUGCGUUGUAAUGUGUAAAGACAUAUCUAUUAUUCAUUGUUAGGACAUGUGUUCAAUGAUUCUAAUGUGUUAUUAUUAUUUUUCAUUGUUAGGGCAUGUGUUCAAUGAUUCUAAUGUGUUAUUAUUAUUAUUAUUCAUUGUUAGGGCAUGUGUUCAAUGAUUCUAAUGCAUUAUUAUUAUUAUUCAUUGUUAGGGCAUGUGUUCAAAUAUUCUAAUGUGUUAUUAUUAUUAUUCAUUGUUAGGGCAUGUGUUCAAUGAUUCUAAUGUGUUAUUAUUAUCAUCCAUUGUUUGGGGAUGUUUUGAAGUUGUUUGUUUAUGUUGGUAGCUACAUAUACAGUAUAAUAUUGCUCUACAUAACUACAAUGUAAUUAUUCAAUUAUUUGUUUAGUUGAUAUAGUGAUUGGUUUCGUGUGGUGUUUUUAAUCUGUGAUUCAUAAUGUGUAAUGGUGCUACAAUAUCUAAAAGACUGACUCUGUUUUCAGGCUGGCCAACCCAACCCCACAGUGAAGUUAUACGUGGUGAAUCUGUACGGGCCGACACACACACAGGAGCUCACACCACCAGACAGCCUCAAACUAAGGUGUGAUUUACUGCCUGGAAUAAUUCAAACAAAUCUUGGGAAGUUCACUAUUUGGAGAGACAAGGUCAUGGUACAUGUUGAAGAUAAUAACAACUUCUGUCCGUUCUCUCUCGUAGGGAGCACUAUGUGGCCAUGGUCAAUUGGAUCAGUAAAACCAAGACGACGGUCAGGUGGAUGAACCGUGCCCAGAAUGUGUCCAUCCUGACCGUGUGUGAGACCACCACGGGGGCCUGUGUUAAGGUGAGAGGCAUGCUGGGUAGGGGGUGGGGGGCUUGGUAAUGUUGAGACUAGGUCACACUCCCCCUGGGGGGGUCAUUCAGUUAUUGAGUCAGUGGGAGGACAGAGCAGACAAUGCAUUGACUUUAUUACUGCUACAGUAUGCUACCAAAGGGAAAGAGAUUGUUGACUCGAAUGCCUCAUCUGACAGUACUUUAUCAGCUGUUCUGCUGUUUUUGUGUGCUUUUUACUAUGCAUGCUGAAGGGCACUUGUGGAGGGGUGUACAGUAUGUUAAUGCACUUUUUCUUAUUCUGUUUAUCCACCACUUUGAAUACAAAUAUUAUCUUGUGGCAUUUAUCAGAUAAACACACACUAUAAGUCAUAUUAAUUAUUAUAUUACUUUCAACUGGGAAGCCUUUAUUGAAUGAUCAUCUCAGCAAACUGUUUUCAUUAAGUAAAUAUUUAUUCUUCCCACUAUUUGUUUUGAUGGCAAUGAUUGCACAGUGUUAUUAUAAGCUGUGUCUGGAAAAGUGCAGAGCUGUGGUCCCCGUGUGGGGAAACAUGGGAGUCUAUGGGACACGGUCCAGUUCGACUGUCCCAAGGUCAGGCCCCACAGACAGCUGGACCAUAAACAAACAGACGCUUCAGCCAAGGAGCGGCUACGCCUGGGUGCAGACUCAAUUUGUCUGCCAAGGCUUUUGUCCUUAAAUUAAAGAGCACAGAUUCCGGAUUUCCCCAUUGGCAUUUUAACCCUAAAAGCACAAACAGGGGGUCAAAAAAAUGUCUAAACCUUUUUUUUAUACUCGGUCAAGCAAGUUGUUACUUGUAACAAAAAACCCUACAUUUAUCUGGAUUUUUGUGUUAAUAUGGAGUAAUGAAACAUAAUCCGUCUUUUGUAUUCUAGCGAUGCACGCUAGAAUGAAAAUUGGCUGAAAAUGCGGAAUCAAUACUAAACUUUGUGAAAAAAGCACCAAAUGUAAAAAAUGUUAAUACAUAUUUAGCUUUCGGUCUAUUUCUCUAGAACAAGUUGAGAGUCUCAUCUUUCAGAUGCAAUUGGAACUGAGUUGAUUGCCCAUAGCGUUCCAAAGUUAGAGCUAAACGUCUGAUGGCACCAUGUUGUUUAAAUCGAACAUAUCGGUGGACAUUUUAGGUCCUACCGGUAUCUCAGAUUAGCUCAAUUGCCAAUUUAUCAGCCUCUGAGCAUCACAGAAACACAACACGUUGAAUAAAUAACAGACAAAUGUUCAUAACAAGUGGCUGUGGAUGAAAUUGAUCAAAAUAUCUGUUAAACAUAACAUUUGACUAUAAAUGUAUGACAAUUUUUUUAUGUAUUCUUAUUUUGGGGAAUUUAAACUAUUUACUUAUGUUAAAAAUUGUUAAUAAAAUAUUAAGCGUUAGAGUUUGACAGAAAGAGGGGGGGGGGGGGGGAUACCCCUUUUGGUACUUUUAGGGGUUGAAAUAUGUUGGUGCUUUUAGAGUUAAAGUAUUGGGGAAGAAAGUGAAUUGAGUGAUUUUGAAGGACUUUGGGCUGUCUUUUUGGGAUGCUUAAUUCCAACCAGGCUCCACAGCUAUUCAGGUUUUCUGAAGUAGGUUGGGAUGUAAUAUGGGACAUAUUAUAAAUCGGGACAUAAUAUUAACUGUUAACAUUUUGGCCUUUCUAUUUCAGAGGCAUGAGGAGGCCUCAGAGCUCUGGCUUUCAAAACAGGUAAAAAAUCUUUACUUCUGUAAAGUCAGUCAUGGUCAAACCUAUCAAAUCAAAGUUCCAUUCAAUCUUAUUCAAUAGAUCUUUAUUGUGCACUCAUAGUAGUGAAUGGCAUAAAUUGCCAUUACACUUGUACCGAUGUAGGAUCUUAAUUUGAUGACUCUUUUGUUGCUGAGAAUUUUCCUGCACAGCAGGAACUGCAAACUUUUAGUGCAUUUGAGUUUAAAAAAUGCUUCUAAAGUUUGUAAUUUCACUUAGAAAUGUCAGACUUGAUUUGCCCUAACGGAAAAUGUAUCAAUCCCUACAGAAAAUACCAUGAAUUAUAAUCCACAUAAUAAUUCAUAUUUCCUUUUGCUGCAGGAUUAUUUUCCUGCUGUAGCAAACUGGCUUAAAUUAUGAUCCUACAUCUGUAUAUUACUAGUGUAUUUUACACAAUCUGUGAUCAUGUAAUGACGUCAUAACACUAGAAAAAAAAAUGUGUUGCUGUGUUUGUUUCGGCAGAACCAGGAACCAGUGUUCUCCAGGGACGGCAGCAUAUUCUUCCUGACGGUGCCCGUCAAGCAAGGCGGGCGUGGAGAGUUCCAUCACAUCGCCAUGUUCACCACACAGGUAUUAGGGUCAUGUCGCCAUGGUUACAUCACUGAUGAGGGUCACUCAUGUCACCAUGGUUACCUCUCAAAGUGUUCUGUUACCAUAGUUUCCACCGGGGUGAGGGUAAUAUUUCCAUGGUUACAUCACAAGUGAGGGUUAUUACUGUGUGCCCAUAGUGGUUAGCAUCAUCUCUCAAUGGCCACUGUACUUUUUUGCAAAUGUAUUAUGUGAUGACUCAAUGAAAGUGGCUUCAACGACAUCAAAUUGCAAACCUUGCUAGUGACCAUAGCUACAGUACUGAGGACGACUUCCAGACAAACAAUGAUUAUGAUGAUGAUGAUCUUGAUGAGGAUGAUGUGAUGACUGAAAACACGAAGGCUUUUUUAAAAUAGAUAUUGUAGAUCACUCUCAUAAUAGCUUAUUUUCUGUUUCUUGUCUCCUUCCUUCCUCCAGUUCAGAGCAGAUCAAAAUGAGGUCCGCCAUCUAACAUCAGGGAACUGGGAAGUAACUAAGAUCCUGGCCUAUGAUGAGAGCAACGACAACAUGUGAGUGUCUCUUCUGAACUGUGCAUAAUAAAUCAAUAAUGAGGAUUCAGGUAUUUAGCAUAUACAGUGAGGUACAAAAGUAUUUGGACAGUGACACUUUUUUUUGCUUUGGCUCUGUACUCCAGCACUUUGGAUUUGAAAUAAUGCAAUGACUAUGAUUAAAGUGCGGACUGUCAGCUUAAAUUUGAGGCUAUUUUCAUCCAUAUUGGGUGAACUGUUUAGAAAUUACAGCACUCUUUGUACAUAGUCCCCCCAUUUAAUGGAAUCAAAAGUACUUAUGUGUAUUAAAGUAGUCAAAAGUUUAAUAUUUUUGUCCCCAUAUUCCUAACACGCAAUGACUACAUCAAGCUUGUGACUCUACAAACUUGUUGCAGUUUGUUUUGGUUAUUUUUCAGAUUAUUUUGUGCCCAAUAGAAAUUAAUGGUAAAUAAUGUAUUGUGUCAUUUUGAAGUCACUUUACUUGUAAAUAAGAACAGAAUAUGUUUCUGAAUCAGUGGAGGCUCCUCAGAGGAGGAAGGGAAGGACCAUCCUCCUCAGUGAAUUUCAUUUUUUUUUAAUGGUAAAACAUUGAAAAAGUUAUCAUUUUUAGAUAAAACUAUACUAAAUAUAUUCACGUCACCAACACUGUUUAGCAAUUAAGGUCUACAGUAGCCUCAACAGCACUCUGUAGGGUAACACCAUGGUGUACCCGGAGGACAACUAGCUUCCAUCCUCCUCUUGGUACAUUGAUUUCAAUACAAAACCUAGGAGGUUCUUGGUUUUCACCCCCUUCCAUAGACUUACACAGUAAUUAUGACAACUUCUGGAGGACGUCCUCCAACCUAUCAGGGCUCUUGCAGCAUGAACUGACAUGUUGUCCACCCAAUCAAAGGAUCAGAAAUUAAUCUAGUACUGAACGCAUAAACUACAGCUAGCUAGCACUGCAGUGCAUAAAAUGUGGUGAGUAGUUGACUCAAAGAGAGAGAAAGACAAUAGUUUAACAAUUUUCAACAAAUUAAUUUCUUCAGAAAUGAAGGAGAAGCAAGAGAGAGAGAGAGAGAGAGAGAGAGUGUGUCAUUUUUUUCACUUUAAGUUUCUCUUACUUAGCUAGCAAAUGCAGCUGGCUAGUUUAGUUUCUCAAACACCUGGCUCAAACAGAGGGAUGCUAUGUUAGCUAGCUGGCUGUGACUAAUCAACACAACACUGGAACUCUUCCAAGUCAAGGUAAGCUUUUGGUUUAACUAAUUUAUUGCCACCGGUGCCCGCCGUUGUAACUGCUUACUGACUAUACACUGUAACGUUACUGCAUGAUUGUAGCGUGUUUACUGACGCAUUAGUUCUAUUAGCUAUGUUGACUAUGACGUUACUUUAGCUACUAUAGGGACAACGAUAUAGGCUGUGUGUAGCGGUUAUGACAUGGUUUGGCUUGGAAAGGUUUCUUCGCCUGGUCACAUACAGCUGAUGUGUUGUUCAUUGAGGUCCACAAACUAAGGGAAAAGGUGACGGGAGGAGAGUGCAUAGAGGCGAGAAGGAAUACAACGUGGCUGCUAUGAAAGUGAACUGUGUUUAUGCGUGAUCAGGGGUGUUUUCAUUACGCUGAUUCUGUUGAAAAACGUUUCUUGAACGGAAGCAAACAAAACGGGGAUAAAAAUACCUGAAUUUGUCCAAUAGAAACUCUCGUUUGCAACUGUUGGACUAAUGAUUACACCCUAGAUAAGCUAGAUGCAGACAAGAGUGUGCAAGGCGGUAUUGAAUGUGUCACUGUCUGUCCAUGUGUCACUGUCUGUCAUCUCACAUUUUUCUCGACCUGUGUGCGUUGUAAACUUUCAUUCAUAGGCUAGGUUAUAGCAACGUCAUGAUGGGUAUAGAGAAAAUUAGAGUAUCAUGUAGUAGCCUAAACAUAUAGAUGUUACAUUGAACUGGGUUAAUGGAAUAUGAAUGACAGUCAUCCAACAUGCUGUAAUAGAAGUAAGGCCAUGCUCAUAAAAAAAUAUGUGUCCUCCCUCAUCAUAAACGGCACUGAUCGCCACUGUUCUGAAUAAUUCUACAUUAAUGUGGAUGCUACCAUGAUUACGGAUAAUCCUGAAUGAAACGUGAAUAAUAAUGAGUGAGAAAGGUACAGCGGCACAAAGAUCAUACCCCCAAGACAUGCUAACCUCUCACCAUUACCAAUAACAAGGGAGGUUAGCAUUUUGGGGGGGUAUGAUAUUUAUGCCUCUAACUUUUUACAUCAUCAUGAUGACGUGGCCGGUGACACUUUGCUUCUUGAAAGUCCAAUAUCUUGACAACUUGACUGCUGACAUGCAAAACAUUUUGGGACUGUAUCAUCAGUGGACUAAUGAAAACAAUACCAAAAUAUGUUCCCUUUAACCUCAUAGUCAUUGUAUAUUUUUCAAAUCCAAAGUGGUGGAGUACAGAGACAAAACAACAAAACAUUUGUUGGUAACACAUGUUUUGGAUAGUCCAUCUGUAGAUGCUCUACUGACUAUCUACAGACUAUCAGUAACAUUUCAACUAACUAUCUACUAACCCUAACCUUAGUCCUAACCUUAACCCUUAUCCUAACCCCUAAACUUAACCCUUACCCUAACCCUUAUUCUAAACCUAACCCUAACCGUGAAUCUGGCAAGCAGUUUCUUAUCAACAGAUAAUUUUUUGAUAGUAUGAUCAUCUGUAGAGCAUCUACUGAUGGACUAUCCGAACUAUCCAAAUAAAGUGUGACCAAUGUGUCACUGUCUAAAUACUUUUGGACCUCACUGUGUAUUAGUCUUAUAUGGAUAGGUGACAGACAGUUGGGCAUCUGGAGCUAUGUAGAUAUGAGUCCCAUAUGCAAUAAUGCCUGCAUUGACUAUAAAAUGACAUUCAUCAUAAUUCAUCACAUUUCUCAUCAGUUCUUGACACAAAGGUAUCUCGUACAUAUGCAGAAGCUAGUCUGGUUGACAGAUCACAUUAUAUGCAUGUAUGGACUGAUGAAUGAAUGCUGUAGAGGAGUUGAUGACAGCAGAAACAUACAAAAAAAAUUGUUAUCACAGUGAACUUGAUUGUACACUCCACUGGCUUCCAGUUGAAGCCCACAUCUGCUACAAGACCAUGGUGCUUGCCUACGGAGCUGUGAGGGGAACGGCACCUCCGUACCUUCAGGCUCUGAUCAGUCCCUACACCCAAACGAGGGCAUUGCGUUCAUCCACCUCUGGCCUGCUGGCCCCCCUACCUCUGCGGAAGCACAGUUCCCGCUCAGCCCAGUCAAAACUGUUCGCUGCUCUGGCACCCCAAUGGUGGAACAAGCUCCCUCACGACGCCAGGACAGCGGAGUCACUCACCACCUUCCGGAGACACUUGAAACCCCACCUCUUUAAGGAAUACCUGGGAUAGGAUAAAAGUAAUCCUUCUACCCUCCCCCUACCCCCCCCCCCCCCCCCCCCCCCCCCCCCCCCCCAAAAAAAAAUGUUUUAUAUAUAUAUUUGAUAUAUUGUAAAGUGGUUGUCCCACUGGCUAUCAUAAGGUGAAUGCAGCAAUUUGUAAGUCGCUCUGGAUAAGAGCGUCUGCUAAAUGACUAAAAUGUAAAUGUAAAUGUAUGUUAUGAGGGGCUUUGUGUCAUUACUCUUGUAAGAGUUGUGGUGUCAGGUACAUUCCAAAUCAAAUUCUCAGACCAAUGUAACUGCAAAUCACAGACCGCACACCAUAGUGCAUGGUGGGAAAAGGAGGCUUAAGAAUUGACAUUGCAUCUUGCAUCAUAAAACAUAGAACCUUGAGCGUGAAACUGUGAAGUACCUGUAUUAGCAUGUUAUUGUAGCUUGAUAGGCAGAUUUUUCUCUUCUCAACUUGACACUAAUAAACCUCAUGCAUAUUGCCUCAAGACUGAAUGUCAUUUGCAUUAAUUUGCAUAUGAAGUAUACAGACAAAUGCUGCUUAUUUGAAAGUAUCAGGUUUAUUUCUCAUCUAAAUAUGACAUGUUGCAGGCACAAAGCUCAGCUUGAGAGUAUAUUUAAGGCAUAACCUUGUUAGCAAAGGCCACCGGUUUUCUUUGAGACCCAAUUAACUUGUUUGUUUUUUCUAUACAGAUAUUUCCUCAGCACUGAAGGCUCACCGCGAAGAAGACAGCUUUUCAGGUGACUCAUUUACCAACCUGUCAUAAAUCUUGUUUUUGACAGCUCCCCUUUGAUUUACAGUCCCUCUCAUCUCCUGUCAUUUUCCUUCUGUGAAGAACAGUUCAUAACAACAGUACACAUCUGAGGUUUUGUGCUUACAGAAAUAUAGAGACACUGAUGUAAGAUUGUGUACACUGGAUGAUACUUGUCUUAUAAAGAGUAUGGAGGUUGCACAGGCAAAUUAGGUUAUGAUAAUACAAAAUUUCAACAAACCAUUUCCAAAUUCAGCUGCUCUUUUGAUAAGGCAGAAUCAGCUUAAUUACAUUUAAAAUGCUUUCAGGUGAACCAAUGACGUGAAACUCCCAACCUCAACAUUGCUUGUCUCCUCAUUUCUGUAGAGUGUAAAUAUAAUGUGCCAACUGCAAACACCACAGGUGCUAGAUACUCUAUAGGCCUGUUCUUUAGGGUUUGCAGUGGAUGUUAAAACGGUCGCCUAAUCUUCCGUCUUCCCCUUCCUUUCAGUGUGAAGACUGUGGGGUUGUUCCCUCGACACUGUCUGACGUGUGAGCUAAAUAAGGCCCACUGUCUGUUCUUCAAUGCUGAGAUAAGCCCCAGUGAUCAGCAUAUCAUCCUCCACUGUAAAGGUAAGCUAGCCAAGCUAAAUGCUGAGUUAGCUAAAUGCUAACUCAGUGCAUUGGAUUCCACUCUCUACCACCAAGAUAGCACUAGCAGGCCAAUGCAAAGUAAACAUGUCAUUUUACACUGUAAAAGUUAGUCAGCUAAGCUAAAUUCUAACACAAGCAGUGCAUCAUUCUGAAGGCUAAUAUUGAUAUACAUGCUAGCACCCCUCAUCUGUCAUUGUUGAAGCCAGAUACAUAUUGAUAGAGUUUAGAAAACCAAAGCAUCAACUUUCUUUGAGAGGUAAUUUAAAGACAUUAGGGACCAAUUUCAACCAGCCAUUCAUUAUUCUAAACUGUGAAGGUAUGCCUGCUAGGCCAUUUGUUAAACCCAACCAAUGCAUCAUCCGCUUAGACUUAGAUUCAUGAUCAGAGAUACAGUACAUCUAAGAUAAAUUAUAAGAUCCAGCCAAAGUACAUCAUUCCCUCUAACUGCUCACUAUUUCCCUGUAAGGUAUAUCAUAUGCUGUCAUAGAAUAGCCAAUCCAACAAAAACCAUUUUGAUAUAAGGAUAGUAAUGCUAAAAGAUAACAUAACCGGCUCCUAAUCAUACACUGAAGAGAUAUGUUAGAGACACAACCAGUAUGUCAUUUUAUACUAGGGAUAUACAGUGGGGAAAAAAAAGUAUUUAGUCAGCCACCAAUUGUGCAAGUUCUCCCACUUAAAAAGAUGAGAGAGGCCUGUAAUUUUCAUCAUAGGUACACGUCAACUAUGACAGACAAAUUGAGGGAAAAAAAUCCAGAAAAUCACAUUGUAGGAUUUUUUAUGAAUUUACUUGCAAAUUAUGGUGGAAAAUAAGUAUUUGGUCACCUACAAACAAGCAAGAUUUCUGGCUCUCACAGACCUGUAACUUCUUCUUUAAGAGGCUCCUCUGUCCUCCACUCGUUACCUGUAUUAAUGGCACCUGUUUGAACUUGUUAUCAGUAUAAAAGACACCUGUCCACAACCUCAAACAGUCACACUCCAAACUCCACCAUGGCCAAGACCAAAGAGCUGUCAAAGGACACCAGAAACAAAAUUGUAGACCUGCACCAGGCUGGGAAGACUGAAUCUGCAAUAGGUAAGCAGCUUGGUUUGAAGAAAUCAACUGUGGGAGCAAUUAUUAGGAAAUGGAAGACAUACAAGACCACUGAUAAUCUCCCUCGAUCUGGGGCUCCACGCAAGAUCUCACCCCGUGGGGUCAAAAUGAUCACAAGAACGGUGAGCAAAAAUCCCAGAACCACACAGGGGGGCCUAGUGAAUGACCUGCAGAGAGCUGGGACCAAAGUAACAAAGCCUACCAUCAGUAACAUACUACGCCGCCAGGAACUCAAAUCCUGCAGUGCCAGACGUGUCCCCCUGCUUAAGCCAGUACAUGUCCAGGCCCAUCUGAAGUUUGCUAGAGUGCAUUUGGAUGAUCCAGAAGAGGAUUGGGAGAAUGUCAUAUGGUCAGAUGAAACCAAAAUAUAACUUUUUGGUAAAAACUCAACUCGUCGUGUUUGGAGGACAAAGAAUGCUGAGUUGCAUCCAAAGAACACCAUACCUACUGUGAAGCAUGGGAGUGGAAACAUCAUGCUUUGGGGCUGUUUUUCUGCAAAGGGACCAGGACGACUGAUCCGUGUAAAGGAAAGAAUGAAUGGGGCCAUGUAUCGUGAGAUUUUGAGUGAAAACCUCCUUCCAUCAGCAAGGGCAUUGAAGAUGAAACGUGGCUGGGUCUUUCAGCAUGACAAUGAUCCCAAACACACCGCCCGGGCAAUGAAGGAGUGGCUUCGUAAGAAGCAUUUCAAGGUCCUGGAGUGGCCUAGCCAGUCUCCAGAUCUCAACCCCAUAGAAAAUCUUUGGAGGGAGUUGAAAGUCCGUGUUGCCCAGCGACAGCCCCAAAACAUCACUGCUCUAGAGGAGAUCUGCAUGGAGGAAUGGGCCAAAAUACCAGCAACAGUGUGUGAAAACCUUGUGAAGACUUACAGAAAACGUUUGACCUGUGUCAUUGCCAACAAAGGGUAUAUAACAAAGUAUUGAGAAACUUUUGUUAUUGACCAAAUACUUAUUUUCCACCAUAAUUUGCAAAUAAAUUCAUUAAAAAUCCUACAAUGUGAUUUUCUGGAAUCUUUUUUCUCAUUUUGUCUGUCAUUGUUGACGUGUACCUAUGAUGAAAAUUACAGGCCUCUCUCAUCUUUUUAAGUGGGAGAACUUGCACAAUUGGUGGCUGACUAAAUACUUUUUUCCCCCACUGUAUAUUAUAUAUACUGUAUAUAGUGACAAAGCAUAUUCAGCACUCCAUCCAACAAACUGUGCUAGGAGCAAUAGUUAUUUAUGCAAAUGUUUUUCCAUUUCAUUAAGGUAUGACUUUGUCAAAAGUGUUAAACUGUUGUUCUCUUAAAGGAAAACUCCACCCAAAACUACUCAUUCCUUUAAUUUACAGUGUUAAAUAACACUCAUUUUUGUGAACAAAUGUUUCAUUUGCACAAAUUAUGUCAACAAGAAGUGCAACAUUACAAAUAAUUUCAGAGAUGUGAGAUAAUUAACUUCCUAUCUGUAAUAUCAUAUAGCUUUGGAAUCGUGACAUUACGUACUUUCGGGGAAAAUAGGCACCUUUCUCAACAUCUACACUGACUUUGAGAAGGGAUUGCGUGACGAUUAGUUUAGCAACGUGAACACGAUUGGUCGACAGUCUGCUGGGUGGGGAGUUAUGUGUUCCUUCAUCCAUUGGAUUCCUAUUUCCUUUCUAUUAUAUAUCUGGCAACGGCACCAUGCAUUGCACCCUGGACUAAAGAGGCAGACAAAUAGGAAAAAUGUGCUAGACCCUCCGUUAAAUGAAACAUUUCUCGAGGUAGGAAUAUCACAGAAAUAUGAUCAAUGGCUCAUUCGAGAGAAAACAUCCUCCCGACUUAUGACUCGGCCAGUAUGGAAAUUUGACAUGUGUAUGAUAUACGUUUUCGCCAUCUAAAAUCUUAUUCCUAUUAACUUCCAGUGUAGUGAGAGCGACUUCAUCACAGUGCUACGUCAUACCGGCCGGAUUUCUGCCUGCUUGAAUGCCAAUAACUCAGAUACACAUAAAAACAUGGAAUGACACAGGAAAUCGAUAAAACAUCACUCAGGAAUGCACAAAAACAAUAUAACAUUCAAAAUGGGUGAACCUUUUCUUUAAAAGGCCAGAGACACAUGUCAUUGCCAGGGGGAGUUCUUGCAAUGUGUGCUGGGAAUUAUCUCUUAUUUGUGCGUGUAGAGUAAAUUAUCUUGUUGUGAUGAAGUGUCUAAUAUGAAAUAAUAUGAAAACUAACUUGAGAAACACCUUCCUAAUAUUGAGUUGCAGGCCCUUUCGCCAUCCGAACAGCCUCAAUUCAUUGAGGCAUGGACUCUACAAAGUGUCGAAAGAGUUCCACAGGGGUGCUGGCCCAUGUUGACUACAAUGCUUCCCACAGUUGUGUCAAGUUGGCUGGAAGUGCUUUGGGUGGUGGACCAUUCUUGAUACACAGGAAACUGUUGAGUGUGAAAAACCCAGUAGCGUUGCAGUUCUUGACACACUUCAACUGGUGCGCCUGGCACAUACUACCAUACCCCGUUCAAAGGCACUUAAAUAUUUUGUCUUGCCCAUUCACCCUCUGAAUAGCACACAUACACAAUCCAUGUAUCAAUUGUCUCAAGGCUUAAAAAUCCUUCUUUAACAUUUCUCCUCCCCUUCAUCUACACUGAUUGAAGUGGAUUUAACAUGUGGCAUCAAUAAGGGAUCAUACAGUAGCUUUCACCUGGAUUCACCUGGUCAUUCUAUGUCAUGGAAAGAGCAAUGUUUUGUACACUCAGUGUAUAGUUCCAAUUUAGUCAACGAUUUUGUGUCAUUGGCCCUGUGAGUCACAACCCAUUUGACAGAUGUCAGGAGUUUGCCUUUGGCAAUCUGUCAUUAUUGAACAUUUAGUGUAGAAAGACUAUCAAACAAUUCCAAAUAAGGAGCAUAAAAUAAAAUGUGCCGCUCUGUUGUGUAUAAUUGCUUUAGGUGGUGUUAUCGUGCCAUGCGUAGCGCAUUAAAAGGAGUUUAUUGCCACCACGGUUGUUUAUUGUUUGGGUUUGUUUUAACCAAAUGUGCUUACUGUAUGCUUGGGUGCGUUUGUCUUGUGUACUAUGAGUUAAUGGACAAAAUGUACCAUCCUGUUUGUGAGCUAUAAACACAAUGCAGUCAGCACAUCAUCUGAGGAUAAGGCUAAAUUCAAUAAAAACCAAGCAGCUUGUCAUGACCACUCUCCUCAUUAAAUGUAUUAAAGCUAGUUAAUUCCCUCCAUUAAACGCAAUGGAUAUCAUUACCAUUGUCGAGCAGGUACACAGAUUCAAAACCAUUUCUCUGUGUGACACAAGUGCCAUAACGGCAGCCCUUUUCAUUUGCUGAGUUUGCAAUAUCCUUGAGAGCCAGUGCUCCUCAAAUGUUUUAAUGCUGCAUUGUUGUGAAUGAUCUCUUAUUAUCUUUUCUAAUAAAAACAACAACCAUGUAAGGCAUGAUUAAACUCGCUCUAAGUGGUGAAAAUGAAACUAUGCUUCCUCUUCAUUGAUCCGUGUUGGGCUUUAAUAGCCACAUAUGUUUACCAUUCCUGGCAACAGUGUGUGGCUGUUAAAUCACCAUUACCUCGGCUAGUAUUAUUCAAAUGGAAGGCCUAGCCUGAGUGAACAGAUCUGAUAGGUGCUGUAGGAGUGAUUUGUGGAGGGUUGGGACGCUGAGGUAUCCGCUGUAUCUUAUUAACCUCAGAUUGGGUGUCUUCCAAUGGGCGCAGAAUAUAAUUGACUUAAUUUGAAAGGCCUGGGUUAUUAGAAGCAGUUUGAAUGACCUUUAACCACUGACUGUAAUAGGUAAAGAAGGGGAGGUAACAGUGGUGACAGUGGUUGUGACAGCAGCUAGGGGAUUGGAAAGGCUGCUGUAUUGUAUUUGUGACUAUGCUACACUCCUUGAGACGUGCUAUUUUUGUAACUCUCUAUGUACAGAUAGGAUGCAUUUGUAUGUCUUACUCCUCUAAUGUGUAUUGCUUGGCGGAAACGGGUAUUUUGUGAAUUAAGCUUAAAUUGUCGACUCAUGUCACACCAAAUUGUACAUCUUCAGCCAUUCAAAGGAUUUGAGGAUACCGAUUUCAAAUCUUUUAAUCCUUUAUUUUUUUCUCGCAGGUCCCGGAGCACCCACUGUGAUCUUACACAGCCUCAAUAAUGCCAGUAAGAUGUCAACUUAAUCUCUCUUAACGGAUGGGCAUGUCAUAAACUGCUUAAAGGAGUUAGCGAGAUAACUCGGAACGUUGGUGUUUUGCCAGAACCAACAAGUGUUGUAAAAAUAAAUAAAAAAUAAGCUAUUGCUCACUUUGUUCAAAUAUUGAAGAUUUGCUGUCGAAAAUACCAGCCCCCCUCUCACUGGUACCCUCGUUGUCUCUGAUGCGAAUCGACCCCCUGCUGUCUUAAUUUCCUUAUUUUCAUUUACGCUGUCCAUGUCUGGAUAUCUGUCAAUGUUUUGUCUUGAAUGUUAACAGCUGCAGUGGAAAAAAUGCAAUCAAUUUGCCCAGGGUUAUUUGGACAGACCUUCCAAUCCACAGCUGAGAACUUCAGGGCUUUGGCAGUUUCAUAAUGAGAUGCCUAUUGAUUUGGGGUUUCUAUUGAAAAUACUGGAUGAAUUCUUUUCCAUUCAGUUUCCUCUCAGAUGGCUGAAAUGAAGGAUACAAUAGGCAUUCAUUUUGUAGUUGCAUGUGGAGAAAAUGGCAGGGGGGCUUCUUUUAAAAACCACCAUUGACAAGCAGUUGUUGGUAAACAUGAGAUGUCUUUGGAGAAAGGAAAACAUUCUGCAUGCCAGUGAGUCUGUUAUUUGCGCUGCCAGCUGUGGCAAGCUCAAUAGCACACCUACUCAAUCGUAUGCAGCAGACACUGAUUAUGUUACAGUGGUCAAACUCAGAUGCAGGCAGCCCCUCCCAGGCUACAUUAGUUGAAGUACAACGUUGAGUUCAAAAUAAUUCCCAUCUGGCAUCAGUGUUUGUGUGUUUUGAUGAUACCACAGUCAUGUCUUUAUGGUAGACCAACAAACAUCUUAUUCUGGAUUGGAAAAUACAAUGUAUCUGGUCUUAUGCGCCAUUCAAAGGCUUGUUGUAAGGGCCAAACAAUUGGCACUUGGUUGGUUAUCAAGGACAGUGUUCAACUCUCCACUAAAAUUCUAAUUAAAAAGUGUGCCGGAAAGCCUUGAAGUUUAUUUUUAUUUCAUUUCAGGCUUGAAAGAGAAGUCUUUAUGCUUUAUAUAAGUCUAAUAUAAUUCCACUUGCAUCUUGCUAGGAUAAGUGGCCCACAUGGUGAACACUUCUAAAACUAAUGCAACCUUGUCCCCCCUAUUAGAUUAUUACAUACUUGAGAACAACUCUUUACUGAAGGCAGCUUUAAAGGUCAAGAGGAUUCAGAUCACGGAUUUCAGAACAAUCCAGAUGGAACAUUUUGGUAAGACCAAUCAUUUUGGCUAAUGACAAAUUUGUUCUGUCAGUUUCUAUAGCUAUUAUUCUAAGGUUGUUGCUAAUGGCUACUUUCUCUGCUCAGAUCUGCCUUUGAAGAUCUCUUACCCACCAGACUUUUCUGAAUCGCGUCACUAUGGCUUGCUAUUGAUAGUGUACGUAUCUCCAUCAGUAUCUGUGCUCACUAUUCAUUUGUUUGAAGUGUUUUUAUCUAUGUAUUCCCUAUCAAUUAUGAUUGAUAUUAACCCCAUCGCGUGAGAGCCAGACUGUCGUUACAGUGCCCGUAUUAGGAUAGCCUCAACCAAUGAGACUGUCCUAAGUGUCAACGCUGUUUAAUUCUAACAUUUAUAUUUAUUCUUUCAGCGAUGGCUCCCCCGGUGGCCAGGCAGUGAGCGACCGAUUCGUUCUGGACUGGGACUCGGUUCUGGUCAGCUCGGAUAACGUCAUCGUGGCUCGUCUGGACGGCAGAGGGAGUGGCUUCCUGGGCCAGAGGGUUCUAUAUGAAGUCCACCAGCGUUUGGGAACCGUAGAGGUGCAGGAUCAAAUAACAGCUGUAGAGUAUGUACUAGUUUGAUCCCAUUAAAUCUAAUGUAGUUUUAACUCUAGCUAUAACAAUAAGUCAUUAGCCUUAGAAUACAUGCUAAUUAAACAAUCUGCUCACGUUUUCUAUUUAGCUGAAUUUGUCAAACAACCUUAAACAAUAUUUGGGAAGUGUAUUCAUAUUUCUGUAUUCUAUGAGUGAUAUCAUGCUUUGUAACUUGGGCCUCUCCUCAAUAUUGUUUAUUUCAGAUACAUGUUGACAUUCCCGUACAUUGAUCGGACACGGAUAGGAGUAUUUGGGAGGGUAAGAAUCUAUUGCCAGAAUCUCUCAUACUUCUAAAAGGCCACUUAUUAUGAAAAUAAUCCUUUUUUUUAUUUCAAGUUUGUAGAACAAUUUUAUUGAAACAUUGCAAAAAUGCUCCAUUGGGCUUCAAUGGUAGGAAAAUGUGUGCUAAGAAAACUUUGAAAUUCUAUAAAAAUUACAAAGUGAUGGAAUAUAUAGUUUUAUGGUAUAUGCAGUACAUCUGAAAUUAAGUCAAAUUUUGUCUGGAAUAGCACAAUUUGACUGAAUGUGACAGAUUUUACAUUUUAUAAAAGUACACACUCAGAGCUUCAAACUUGUAUAUCACACACUCUAGUUGGGGGAAACAUGGGAAAGUUAUGCUUCUUUUAAAUUUGAUAAACGUGUUAUCCCACUUUGGAGACAGAUAAAUGACCUUGAAUGAUUUUCACACUUUCUAGAGAGCUAUUCUUUGUUUACACCCAUUCAGCAUAAUUCACACCCUCUUAAGCCUUAGCCCCACCCAUUUCUUUAAGAAUUCACAUGUAAACGUGUGAGUGAGCAUGGCAUUGUCCUCCAAAAAGUAGUCUAUUAUCUCCCUCCAUUGUCUCAGCCAAUCAUGGAUCCUGCCUUUCUCCCUACAGAGCUCAGGGCUUUCUCCUUGGCUAAACUCAUAAUGUAUUUAAUUAAUAUUUACAGAUCCCAUACACAUUUUUAAUUAAGGCAAAUUACAUUUUCAAACAGCCCUACUGUGAAGUAGGAAAUAACGUCAAACGCCUAAGAUCCUGAAUCUGGUCACAAAUUGAUCUAUCCAAAUUGUAGUAUUUUGCUAUCAAAAACAUAUAUUUUUUCAAGGAUCAACUAUUUAGUGGGGUUUCUAUGUAUGGAGAACAUCUAAUAUUUGGUUCUCCUUUCUGGUUUAACUUGGAGAGAUAACCUAUCUUACUUCUUUACCAUAAUAUGAAUGGUCGUCAAUGGCAGUAUUCUGACCUCAUAAACCACUUUAUUUUUAUUUUAUAUAUACAUUUUUGUUCUUUGAUGUGUAGAGGGCACAUCAAUGUUACUCCUGAUGUAUUUGUUUGUCCAUGUUUGCAUUAUUUGAAAGGGAAAUAAUCUCUCUUACUUGUCUAUCAACAUAUGAAUGUGGCCCUAUGUCUCAGUGUUGCAACACUUUAAGCCCAAUUAUGUGUUUUUGCAACACUUACAAAACUACCUCUAGCUCUGGCUCAGAAUGUUUGAUUCAUAAAAACAUUUAUUUUUUUUUGAGAACACAGGAUAUUUUUUUUCAAGUCAUGUACUUGCAUGGAUGGCUACUAACAUAUGCGUGUGUAGGGGACCAGUGUGGUCUUAGACGAGUGGACAGGUUUCUAAUGUUUCAGGGCCUACUGAUGCCACAAUAAUAAUACUGACACAAAACAAAUACUACUAAGAUAUACAUUUGGGUCUAAGGAGAUGCACUAUGUAGUGUUUAACAUGAUUUUUUUGUUUAUGACCUUUACAGAAUGAAAUUUAGGCAGCGUGCAUUUUUGCAACCAUGGGUCUCACAGGUUUAAUGACUUUAGGAGAAACAUACUCAACAUAUUUCACUUUAUUUGUUUGCUGUUCCCCAGGAUUUAAAAGUUGACAUGUUUUUUUAUUGAUUUCAAAAUGAUAAAACGGUCCUGAUUCUGUGUAUUGUUCAGAAACAGAUUUUUUUUAACUUGUUUGUUUCUUGUUGUUUUGUUUGUUUUCCAGGGUUAUGGUGCCUAUAUUACAUUAAUGAUGCUCAAAUCAACCGACAGCCUGUUCAAAUGUUCAGUAGCAAUGUCCCCAGUUACAGACUGGAAACUAUAUGGUGAGUAGAAGUUUGGAAAUCCCAAUGUCCCGACAUUCUAUUGACUGAUUCCAGAUAUUACACUUCAAGGAUGUAUAGAGGGGUAGGAAAGGAAAGGAGAGGUGACUGAAGGGUUGACACCUAAGUAGGGUAUUCUCUUCACAUGGGGCACCAUUUAUGUAGGUGAUUCUCCUCACAUGGGGCACCAUUUAUGUAGGAGAUAGUCCUAUUUGUAAAACAUUCCUCAAUAAGGAAUUGGAUACUGUUGAAAUUGUAUAUUAACACGAUACAUUGCAACACCUGAGUCACACAGAGAGACCAAAUGACUGAAGAUUGAACCAUAGAGAUUCCAGUAUCAUAAGAACUCACUGGCUACUUGUGCACGUUGAUGUCUUAAAAACCAAGCAAUUUUUCUCCAAUGUGAAAGCAUUUACAUUGAACAAGAAUAUAAACGCCACAUGCAACAAUUUCAAAGCUUUUACUGAGUUACAGCUCAUAUAAGGAAAUCAGUGACUGGGAAUACAGAUAUGUAUCUGUUUGUCACAUAUACCUUAAAAAAAAGUAGGGAAGUGGAUCAGAAAACCAGUCAGUAUCUGGUAUGACCACCAUUUGCCUCUUGCAGCACGACACAUCUCAUUCGCAUAGAGUUGAUAAGGCUGUUGAUUGUGGCCUGUGGAAUGUUGUCCACUCCUCUUCAAUGGCUGUGCGAAGUUGCUGGAAAUUGGCGGGAACUGGAACACGCUGUCGUACACGUCGAUCCAGAGCAUCCCAAACAUGCUUAAUGGGUGACAUGUCUGGUGAGUAUGCAGGCCAUGGAAGAACUGGAAAAUGUUUUGCUUCCAGGAAUUGUGUACAGAUCCUUGCGACAUGGGGCCGUGCAUUAUCAUGCUGAAACAUGAGGAUAAUGGCGGCGGAUGAAUGGCACGACAAUGGGCCUCAGGAUUUCGUCACGGUAUCUCUGUGCAUUGAAAUUGACAUUGAUAAAAUGCAAUUGUGUUCGUUGUCCUUUGCUUAUGCCUGCCCAUACCAUAACCCCACGGCCACCAUGGGGCACUCUGUUCACAACAUUGACAUCAGCAAACCGCUCACCCACACGACUCCAAACACGCUGUCUGCCAUCUGCCCGGUACAAUUGAAACAGGGAUUCAUCCAUGAAGAGCACACAUCUCCAGUGUGCCAGUGGCCAUCGAAGGUGAGCAUUUGCCCACUGAAGUCAGUUACGAUGCCGAACUGCAGUCAGGUCAAGACCCUGGUGAGGACGACAAGCACGCAGAUGAGCUUCCCUGAGACGGUUUCUGACAGUUUGUGCAGAAAUUAUUCGGUUGUCCAUACCCACAGUUCCAUCAGUUGUCUGGGUGGCUGGUCUCAGACGAUCCCGCAGGUGAAGAAGCCAGAUGUAGAGGUCCUGGGCUGACGUGGUUACAUGUGGUCUGCGGUUUUGAGGCUGGUUGGAUGUACUGCCAAAUUCUCUAAAACGACAUUGGUAAAAAAAAUGAACAUUUAAUUAUCUGGUAACAGCUCUGGUGGACAAUACCUGCAGUCAGCAUGCCAAUUGCACGCUCACUCAAAACUUGAGACAUCUGUGGUAUUGUGUUGUGUGACAAAACUGCACAUUUUAGAGUGGCCUUUUAUUGUCCCCAACACCAGGUGUAAUGAUCAUGCUGUUUAAGCAGCUUCUUGAUGUGCUACACCUGUCAGGUGGAUGGAUUAUCUUGGCAAAGGAGAAAUGCUCACUAACAGGGAUGUAAACAACUGUGUGCACAAAAUUUGAGAGAAAUAAGCAUUUUGUGCAUAUGGAAAAUGUCUGGGAUAUUUUAUUUCAGCUCAUGAAACAUUGGACCAACACUUCACAUGUUGGUUUAUAUUUUUGUUCAGUGUACAGAGAUCACAUUUUGUAUAGCAUUGGCAAAAGUACCACUUAGAUGCACCUGAAGCACUGAAGCACUGUCUGUACCUGCCGCCCUGUUUGGAAUGUAUCGCUUUCUAUUUAAACAGCAUCAGCGUUUUCCGAGAGGUACCUUGGCAUGCCAUUACGCGACGACAGCAGAUAUCAGGUGCGUCUGCUUACCGCCUCCCUCCACUUGUUUGCCGUCAAUCUUGUUUAGCUCUUUGAAAGCCGUCUCGCCAUAGCAUUGCUGACAUGCCUGCGGUUAAGCUCCCGCAGUUACUGAGUGUCGCUACCAUCAGAAAUGUUUUCCCCUUUCCUUUUUUUGAUGCUUCCAGAGCGCAGAGACAUUGUCACUCAUCUCCACGGUAACUGUGGCGCAUUAACUUGUUAGAUUGCACUGCGUUCAUGUUUUGAUGAGCUGCUGAAAGGGGACGUCUGGCUUUCCCAGACACCCCCGCGGUGUGGAUCUGCCGCUGUCAAACAGCUGGUUCAGUUACACUGAUGAGAGAGAUGGAACUGCAGCAGGUAAAAUCCCGAGAACUGCUGUUCCACUGACAUGACUUCUAGACAAAAUAAAUAAACUAACUUGGUAUACAGACAAAAAAAGGCAAUGUUUAUGAAGGUGACACCUAAUGUUAAAAGACACAGUUCAUACUGUUAUGGCUUAUUAACUUUAUAUACAUGUGUUAUUAUAAUGUGCAAUGGAGUGAUCGUUCAUCAUUUUAUGCCUGAUAUCAAUUAAUUCAAUAACAGUGCCUGUCAGAUAAAUCAAGCUGUUUAUUUAUGAGUGCCUGCAUUUGCACAGAGAGCUAACUUAAUUGCAGAUUGUGCACGAUAACCCUCAAUCUAACUUACAUAACAGUCACAACCAUUAGGAAUAUUUGUUAUCACAGUAUACAUAGGUGGAGUGUCCAUAAGGCUUAGCUUCCCCUAAAGUAAAUUUGAUUAAAUUGCCAAAAUUAUAUAGCCUAAUUAGCCUACUCCUGUCUAUACAGAAAUAGAUAAAAUAAUUUAAAAUAGGCUACUACCCCAGAAAGCAUGAUUUGACCACACAGAAUCGUUAGCUUCCCUCCCCCCAAAAAAAGAGAAGCUGUGGAUUGUUUAAAAUCCCAUUGCCUACAGUCGGAAGGGCCCGGGCAGCGUGUGAGGCAAAUAGCCUACCAAAUAGAUGAUUGUUGAGUUGCGACUGUCAGUGAAAAGUAGAGGCCCAGCCAGGCAUAUCGCAAUAUUUCAAAAUACAAUCGCGGAAAAACAUAGUUUGAAAGCAAAUGGCUAUUGCUAUAAAGAGAAGACAAUGAAAAAACUAUAAUCUGUCUUUUAAUUAUCAAAAUAUUCAACUUGAGCAAACAGUAUAGCCCAUCUUAUUGGCAGCGGAGAGCAUUGGCCAUGUCCACAGUGAGUGCGCAUAUUCACUCUUUAUCAUUGUUGGGUCAGUGCCACUUGAAAGUUUAUUUUUGGACAAUUAUUUCCUCCUCCAGGUUAGAUGGACAUCAUAUUGUAUUUGUGUUUCCCCUUUUCGUAGGCCUAUUAUAUGGAUCAGACAAUGUUGUUUUUAUUGAUCUGUUUGUCAGUGUCAGCAGAGUAGGCUACCCUGUAGUUUUUAUUGUAUUAAAAAAGAUUAUUCUUAUAUCUCCAGUCAUAUAGCAGAAUUAUUUCCUGUGCAAAGAAAGGACAAGAAACGUAUCUGAUAUAGCCUAUAGCCUAGGCCUACUCUGUGCCACUACGUGCUCAGCCAUGCAUUGAACAGUCUUUUUUGCGACCAGUGAUUGAGUUAUAUUAUUAGCCUAAAUAAUGAAUAUCCAAUCUACUCAUCACAUUAGGAAUAGUAGGCUAUCUUACAUAAGUCUGAAAAUGAGAUGAUGCACGGAAUGCUUUAUUAUAAAGUUGCAUUUUUAUGGUGACAAUUAGCUUCCCCAAACUAGAAAAUCACGUGCCGCCAAUGACAGUAUCCAUACCUCAGUAAGAAAGUACCGUCUGUACCAAUACACUCUCACUAGGAAUUCCUCUUGACCUUCCCUUCUAACAAUAUGCCAGCAAACUAUUUUUAUGACUCAUAACGCUUCUAUGGAUGGCUCUGUUGCAGUUCUCCAGUGUGUUGCAGAACGUCCAGCCACUGAGGGAACAGACUCUGAUGCUUGUGCACGGCACAGCAGAUGGUGAGUGACUAACUAACAGAAACCACGAAAAAGACCUCAGCAUUGAUCUGGGGUCAGUUUUGUAGCUGUUGUGUUAUUCUUUACUUUGUAUGACCAAUCUACAGUGUGCUUCUUGCCAGACGGCACAUAAAACAGCAAUAACCUGACAAUUACAAAAACUACCACAACCGAAGAACCUGUAACAAAAAUGACUGAUUUAUUAAAUAUGAGUUAUUGAAAUAAUAUAUGGGACAUAUAAUACAUGAAACAUAGUCAAGAAUUGGGCCAUUUCCAUUGUACAGAGAUUGGAUUUGCCACAAUAAAUCUCAAAUGUUUCAAGUUAGACCAACUUAUAUAAGGUAAUUUCAUCUCCACCCUGUCAUGUUUUAUGUUAGAAUGUGAUCUUGCCUCUCUUCCCUGUGACGAUUCAAGGAGAAUUCUGCUAACAUUUUUUUUUUUCUUCUUCUGCCUCUUUCAGCCAAUGUACACUUUCAGCAUACUGCUGAGCUCAUCAAGAACCUUGUGAAAGUUGGAGCAAACUACUCAAUGCAGGUAUGGAGAAAGUAAUUGCACACUGUACUGUAGUAUACAGGUACUGUAUAGUGUGCAGGUACACUAGGUACAUGAAGCCAUAAGCAUACUCAAGCUAUGGUUGCUUUGAAUGUAUACUAGCAAAAACAAAACUGAGGUGCCCUACCCUAUGUACAGUAUGUUACUGCAGUGUAUAUAGUACCUUAACCAUAGUGUACCUCCAGCUACUGUGAUGAAAAGAGAGUAAUUACACACAUCCAUACAGUAGUGGUAUAAAGAAAUAGGAUUAAACGCUUUUCACCAAUGCUGCUGUGCACAUGUUGUGGUCAUGUUGUGUUUAUGUUGUACUCAUGUUGUGCUUAUGUCAUGGGGUUCUAGCUCUAUCCAGAUGAGGGUCAUUUCCUGUCCCAGCGGAGUCGGCAGCACCUCUUCGCGUCGCUCACCAACUUCUACAGGGAGUGUCUCAAGGAAGAGAUCCUACCACUGCCCGAUGAUGAUGAUGAGGAGGAAGAGUAG
Molecule: messenger RNA, 34375 nt
Organism: Coregonus sp. 'balchen'
Lineage: Eukaryota; Metazoa; Chordata; Actinopteri; Salmoniformes; Salmonidae
Source: the annotation of a GenBank genome assembly